AGCAAUGCUAUGUAUGCUAUGAGUCUCAAUUAUAAAACUCUGCAUCACUCUUAGAACACAGAGGAAUUUUUUCUUGGCCCAUCUGAUUCUAUUCAUGAGCUCAAUCGAUCCGUACUACUAUAGGAAUGCUGACAGGCAGAUGGUUUUGGGAUAUAUAUUCACAUUUAUGUCAGUUGGUGUUCUUAUGUUGCAGAUGUUCAUCUAUCAUACUAGCUUCAAUAGUGAUUCCAAAUGGCUCAAAUCCUUCGCAUACGAGUUCUGGCUUGGGGCUUCGAUACAAUGUCUCUCUUGCUCGGUCAUUGGAUUCAAUGUGAAUAAUCUCGCUGAACCUUCGCCGCCUAUGUGGCCAUUCACAACCCUCUUCGCAUUAGCUGGCUUAAUACCUAUGAUGGUCCAUGCUUUCUAUUGCUGGAGAAUAUGGGUAAUAGGUCGUUCUCUCACGCUCCCGAUUGUGAUCAUGCUGGUAUCAUCCGGACAAUUUGGGCUUGCUAUUACAGAGGGCCAAUCAUUUAUCGGAAAUUCGCUCGCAGAUAUUAUGAACGUGAGCGUUGGAGGUGACAAACGCUCAUAUUUUACAUGGGUGAUAGGAAGCUGUCUGUGUGAUAUCAUGAUUGCUAUUCAAACCACACGACUCCUUUUUCGCAACAAAUCGGGUACAAAUUUCAAGAAGACUAGAUCCCUUGUUGUAAAAUUGGUAAAGCUGACAAUAGACAGGAACAAUUACGGUCAUCGCAACUGCAUUGGAAACAGUGUUCUUAUCGGUUUCUUCUGGAUCUUUCCUGUACAUUUCAAUGCUCUUCCGUUUGUCCACGCUCUAUGCUAAUUGUCUCCUUGUCAACCUAAAUGCUCGUAUCCUCAUACGAGAUUCACAUCAAGAAUAUCAUUGUUCAACGGCACUAUUCGAAGGCAAUGAAGGCAGUGCCUCGCUUCGGAGAGACACAGAGGAGCAACUUCCACGAAGACGGACUAUAAUAGAGAUGAGGAGGACUCAUUCAUCGCAGAGCAUCUCUUCUGCGGAGUCAUUGACUGGCGAAGCUAACCCUUCAGGCGAUGUGGUAGUUGGGCUAAAGCCCAUUUUUCCAACUCAUCGAGCUGCGCGUCAGUGGGAUUUGCCGGUUAUCGAGUCCUAGUAAAGGAAGAUCGCUUCGACUCGCUAUUUUACUAGUAUUUUCUUCGGUUGACUUCAGGCGCAAUCCAGCUAAAUCGUGUCAU
This is a messenger RNA of Serpula lacrymans var. lacrymans S7.9, 1212 nucleotides long. RefSeq lists its product as uncharacterized. Lineage: Eukaryota; Fungi; Basidiomycota; Agaricomycetes; Boletales; Serpulaceae. The record is from RefSeq and is a predicted model, not a curated record. The transcript has 13 exons. Bases 95 to 823 code for a protein of 242 amino acids.